Molecule: messenger RNA, 620 nt
Organism: Ruditapes philippinarum (Manila clam)
Lineage: Eukaryota; Metazoa; Mollusca; Bivalvia; Venerida; Veneridae
Exons: 2
Coding region: 167-550 (127 amino acids)
Source: RefSeq, a predicted model, not a curated record
GGUCACGUAUCCUAGAUUUGCAAACGACACUGAUUUAGUACGUGUGAGUUUCCUUUUUGAAAGUGAUGUUAAUGACGUCGUCAUCAACCACGAAUUCAUUAAGGACAUAAGAGGGCAAUUUGUUCGUCAACUUAAUUGUUCGUUAGAGCACCUGGACAAUAUAAAAAUGGUUUAUUCAGAUUUCCACGUAUAUGAGAUAAGACUGGACGUUUUUAAACAGACAGGGAUGGAACCAGAGCAAGAAUUUGAUACCAGAGAAGCUAUAACCGAUCUCGAAAAUCUUGUGUAUCGACUACAUGUAUUAGCUGACACUGGAAAACUCAGCAUUAUUACCGAAAACGUAAACAUGACGUCCAUGAUUCAAAGCGUGGUGUACAGACAAUUAAUCUCUGGCUAUAUGAAAUCAGACAGAAAAACAAAACAGAUUGUAGGCGACCGAUUUGUCCUUUCAAGUCUUUUGCCAUUAGGAGUAGUACUGUUCAUUUUAGUUUGGUUAGUUGCCGUGGCAAAAGUUCAUCAGCGUUACAGAAAAACGUUGAAAAGAAUGUGACUGCAAAUUUGAAGAUUUUUUUUAUAAAGUUUACAUUCAACUUUGUUGAUACGUAGAGGUUUUUAUAGGG